AAUUUGCCAAAAUUUAUAUCCCCAGAGAAAAAGAGAAUAGAUUUCUUCCUUUAAUUUCUUCGUCGUUUAGCUUUAUAGCAACGUCAGAGUGAAAGGAAAAGAUGAGAAUUCAGGACAAGAACUCAAAACCUGUCACCAUUCAUGCAUGCGCUGAGACUGGAGAUCUUAUUGGCUUGCAGAGGCUGCUAUGCCAGAACCCUUUUCUUCUCAACGAAAGAACCAUUCUUACAGUACAGACACCAUUACACAUUUCGUCUGGUCAGAAUAGAGUCGAGAUAGUGAAGUAUUUGCUUGACUGGAGAGGGCCAGGGGAAUUGGAAUUGGAAGCUCAAAAUGUUUACGGUGAAACUCCGUUGCACGCUGCAGCGAAGAAUGGUUGCAAUGAAGUAGUGAGGAUGCUUCUUGAUUAUGGCGCCUAUGUUGAGGCCAGGACUAAUAAUUUGAUGACCCCAUUACAUCUCGCUGUUGGUUUUGCACUGCGAACUGGAGAUGACACGUCAGUGAAGACAUUGUUAGAGUUCAAUGCAGAUUGCUCAGCUGAAGAUGAUGAGGGCAUGAUGCCGUGCGAUUAUCUUCCGGAGGGACAAGAAAAUGAAGAGUUGCAUAGAGUCCUGUACGUCGAAGAACAGAGCGACUACAAUACCACGGACCACUCUUCGACUGGAUACCGAAGUGAUGAAGAGUUGAGGAAGUCCGAUGACGGAAUAAAGGGAAAGAUGGAUGAGUUUGAGUAUGAGUUAUCAAAGAUAGUGGGACUACAUGAGCUCAAACAGCAACUCCGCAAGUGGGCUAAAGGAAUGCUGUUGGAUGAGAAACGUCGGAAGAUGGGGUCGAAUCUCGGGCCAAGAAAACCACCUCAUAUGGCAUUCCUUGGAAAUCCUGGGACAGGUAAGACAACCGUGGCACGAGUCUUAGGUAAACUACUCCAUUCUGUCGGCGUCCUUUCUUCAGAUACGGUAAAAGAAGUGCAAAGAACAGACUUGGUAGGGGAAUAUAUAGGCCAAACAGGACCAAAGACUAGAAAUAAGAUUGAAGAGGCGAUAGGGGGAAUACUAUUUGUUGAUGAGGCGUACCGUUUGGCAAUCGAGCAGAAGACAGGUUUUCCAGAUUUCGGCGUGGAAGCGUUAGAAGAGAUCAUGUCUGUCCUGGAAGAUGGAGAUUUGGUAGUGAUUUUUGCAGGCUACACUGAGCCCAUGAAACGUGUGUUCUCUUCAAACGAAGGAUUCUGCAGACGAGUGACGCAUUUCUUCCAGUUUGAUGAUUUCUCAUGCAAAGAGCUUGCGGAAAUGCUGAUGGUAAAGAUGGGCAGGCAAGACGAGAAGAGCCGGCUGUGUGGAUUUAAGCUGCAUCCGUCGUGUACUUUUGAUGUCGUUGUUGCACUGAUAGAGAGGAACUCCACUGAAAAGCUGAGGAAUAAAAUGAACGGAGGUUUGGUGGAUCAUAUGCUCAACAAUGCAAGGGAAAAUUUAGAUUCAAGGCUGAGUUUCGACUCCAAAGGUGACGAACUAUUGACAAUCACAUUACAGGAUCUAGAGGCCGGACUUCAACUGUUAUCCGAGCGAGUGAAGGUCGAUUGAAAUCGUUGUCAGUCUCCACAUUCUCAUAUCGUAGAUAUAUACUUAUUUGUCAAAUUUGCGAUGGCCCUUUUCAUGACGAUGAUCUACUUGGAUGUUUUACACAACACUCGUGACAUUACGGAACAGAAUAAAGCUAUUGGCAUAUGUUGCGAUUCUUGGACGAGAUCCAAAGGCAUCGAGUUGGAUUUUCUGUUGCAA
Sesamum indicum (sesame) is the source of this 1775-nucleotide messenger RNA. Its product is annotated as protein CfxQ homolog. NCBI's taxonomy places the organism in Eukaryota, Viridiplantae, Streptophyta, Magnoliopsida, Lamiales, Pedaliaceae. Gene Ontology annotation, molecular function: ATP hydrolysis activity; ATP binding; protein binding. The record is from RefSeq and is a predicted model, not a curated record.